GACGACACAGCCAGAAUAGUUAUGGUGAGUCAUGGAAAAUAACCAGGAAACCCAUUCCCCCAAAGGGGAUGGUGACUUAGUUUCUGAUAAAAUAAAUUUUAAAAUUGAAGAAGAUGAUGGAAUUCCGAAUCACAGCUUGGAAAGAGUGGACUUUAAGACUGAACAAGAGGACAGGAAAGCAGCUGGCAGUGGUGAUGAACAGGUAGAGAUCAGAGAAGCGAGCUACAGCUGUAAGCCCCCAGGGAAGUGUUUCCCUGCCGACCACGAGGACGACUAUGGGGCCCUGUUCUCACAGUACAGCAGCACGUUGUAUGAUGUUGCCAUGGAAGCUGUGACACAGAGCCUCCUGUCCAGCCGCAGCAUGAACUCCAGGAAGAAGUCUCCGGCCUGGAAACAUUUCUUCAUCUCUCCUCAGGACAGCACGAAGGCAGUGUGUGUUUACUGCAUGAAAGAGUUCAGCCGCGGCAAAAACGAGAAGGACCUGAGCACGAGCUGUCUCAUGCGGCAUGUGAGGAGGGCGCACCCCACAGCACUCAUCCAAGAGGAAGGCAGUGUGUCUACCCUGGGAUCCAUCUCCUCCCCUGCACUGGUGUUCCCUGCUCAGCCCACACCCCUUGGAGACCUGGGCACCGUACUGUCACCCAUCAAACUUGUCCAGAAAAAAGCCUCCAAGAUCCCAUCUACUGAGCAAGUGACAGAACAAUCUGGAUCUGUCGUAUCUUCUGAAGAGGUCUCCUCUGAUGUAUCCAUCUCUGAGAAGUAUAGGCAGGAAGAAGCCCUGGUGGAGCCACCCCAACCACUCCCCACUCCCCAGCAUGAUGACUCUGCAGAGAGUGGGCCAGAGAAGAGCUUUCCACUUCCAAAGAGUACCUCUGGAUCCCGAAGGUGGUCUGCAGUCUGGAAGCACUUCUACCUGUCACCUCUGGACAGCUCCAAGGCCGUGUGCAUUCACUGCAUGAGUGAGUUCAGCAGAGGGAAAAACGGGAAGGACCUGGGUACCAGCUGCCUCAUCCGGCACAUGUGGCGGGCACACCGUGCCAUCAUACUGCAGGAGAAGAGUGUGGGUGCAGCUAUUACGCCACCGUACUCUACACCCACCACUUUGUUGCCCACCCUACCAACGCAGGAGGGAAACCCAAGCCCUAUGUCCUCAUCGCCAGGCAACGAGGUACAAGAGUCCCCCUCGGCGUCCUCCUCCCCUGACCAGCUGACUGAGCAACUGCAGGCACGUCUGAAGCCUGGGGAUUCACCGAUGGAAGAUGCAUCAGUGUUGUCAUCCUCUGAUGAUGUGGGCGAGGCCUCGUUGGUGUCCUCCCCUGAGAAGCACCAGCGUGAUGGGUCGAGCCCUCACAUGGUUGAGUCUGGUGUUAUAUUCCAACAGAAUCAAAAGGUGAUGAAGAGACUGAAGUCGGAGGUCUGGCAUCACUUUUCCCUCGCCCCCAUGGACAGUCUGAAGGCGGUGUGCAGACACUGCAGCUGUGUCAUCAGUCGAGGAAAGAAGGGUGAUGUGGGCACCAGCUGUUUGAUGAGACAUCUCUACAGGCGCCACCCAGAAGUUGUUGGGAACCAAAAGGGCUUCCUGGGGGCUAGUUUGGCAAACCCUCCAUACAACACCUUGGCAUCCACAGAAACUUCCUCCAAACUAACUGACCUUCCAGCAGUGGUUACCCAAAGCAGUCCAGUUCUAUUUCCCGUUCACAGUAAAAAGACCUCCAAGCUGUGGAAUCACUUUUCUGUGUGCUCUGCAGACCCCACUAAAGUCGUGUGCUUGCACUGUGGCCGGACAAUAAGCAGGGGCAAGAAGCCAACUAACCUGGGCACCAGCUGUCUUCUGAGGCAUUUACAAAGGUUUCACGGCAGUGUGCUGAAGACCGAUGCCCCCAAGACCAUGCUGCCCUCUCCUCCAGGCGUCAGUGUGCCCCUGAGCGCAGAAUUGUCAGGAGCUUCCUCCUUUGACGACACUGAUGAGAAGUUUUAUGAUUCUCAUCCAGUUGCCAAAAAGAUAACAAGUCUCAUAGCUGAAAUGAUUGCACUUGACCUUCAGCCAUAUUCUUUUGUUGAUAAUGUUGGCUUUAACAGGCUGCUUGAAUACUUGAAACCUCAGUACUCUUUGCCCUCCCCUUCCUACUUUUCCAGGACAGCUAUCCCCGCAAUGUACGAUAAUGUGAAACAAAUCAUUAUGUCACACCUUAAGGAGGCUGAGAGUGGCAUGGUUCACUUCACGUCUGGAAUAUGGAUGAGUAACCAGACCCGGGAGUACCUGACACUCACUGCUCACUGGAUCACCUUCAAGUCAACAGUCUGGCACUGUGAGGAUCACCACUGCUCAGCACUGUUAGACGUGUCACAGAUUGACUGCGACUAUAGCGGCAACAGCAUUCAGAAGCAGCUGGAAUGUUGGUGGGAGGCCUGGGUGACAUCCACUGGCCUUCAGGUUGGCAUUACAGUGACUGACAAUCCCAGCAUAGGAAAGACGCUGAAUGAAGGGGAGCACUCCAGCGUGCAGUGCUUCAGUCACACGGUGAACCUCAUUGUCAACGAGGCCAUUAAAAGCCAGAGAAUGGUGCAGAAUUUACUCAGCAUUGCUCGGAAGCUAUGUGAGCGGGUGCUUCGCUCACAUGCAGCAAAAGAGAAACUGGCAGAGCUGCAGAAGGAGUAUGAAUUGCCGCCCCACCACCUUAUUCAGGACGUCCCAUCCAAAUGGAACACGUCGUUUCAUAUGCUCGAACGGCUCAUUGAGCAGAAGAGAGCAAUUAACGAGAUGUCCAUCGAGUGUAAUUUCAGAGAACUGAUCAGUUGUGACCAGUGGGAGGUCAUGAAGUCUGUGUGUCAUGCGCUGAAGCCCUUUGAUGCUGCGAGUCGGGAGAUGAGUGGCCACAUGUCUACCCUCAGCCAGGUCAUCCCCAUGAUCCACAUUCUGAACAGAAAAAUCGAGAUGCUGUUUGAGGAGACCAUGGGCAUCGACACCAUGCUGAAGUCUCUGAAGGAAGCCAUGGUGAGCCGACUGUCCGCCACCCUCCACGACCCCAGGUACAUCUUUGCUACACUGUUGGACCCUCGUUACAAAGCCUCCCUGUUCUCCGAGGAGGAGGCGGAGCAGUACAAGCAGGAUUUAAUCAGGGAACUAGAAAUGCUGAAUUCUACCUCAGAGGACAUACCUGUCUCCAAUGGGUGUCCUCCAGGCUCCCCAUCGAGAGACUCCAGUGGGGAUGAGAGCCUGUGGUCACUCAUGGCCAAGAUAAAAAAGAAAGGCCCAAGAGAAAAGAUGAAGGUUCCUGAGGCCAUGGUGCUUUCUUACCUGGAGGAGGAGGUGCUUGAACACAGCUGUGACCCACUUACCUACUGGAACCUAAAGAAGUCUGCCUGGCCAGGACUCUCAGCCUUGGCCGUCAGGUUUUUGGGCUGUCCCCCGAGUAUUGUCCCUUCAGAAAGGCUGUUCAGCACACCCACUGAGAACGGUAGUUUUGGCCAGUCCAGGCUCAUGAUGGAACAUUUUGAAAAACUUAUCUUUUUGAAAGUGAAUCUUCCAUUAAUAUAUUUUCAGUAUUGAAAUCACAAUGGGGCCACCAGGCUAAAGGUGUUGUUGCUCAUUAGGCACCAGCUGUUUGUCACAGGCUGUUGGUUGGCACCAGUUGGUGCCAAGGGGGACAUCAGACCGGGCACUCUCAGGUCCACACUGAGUUCUCUUGCAGUCUCACCGUAACGUCUAUAUGUGCCUUACUCCAAGUCCUUCAAGCCAGGUACCGCGGUGUGUUUUUACAAAGACACUAGAAAUAGCCUGUCCUGUCAGUUAUGAAACAGGAUGAUUAGGUUUUAACCCAUAACUAUAAAGUUUUUUAAAAACUG
Messenger RNA from Myotis myotis, 3846 nucleotides. RefSeq names its product zinc finger BED-type containing 4 (gene ZBED4). The transcript has a single exon. The coding region runs from base 32 to 3550 and encodes 1172 amino acids. NCBI's taxonomy places the organism in Eukaryota, Metazoa, Chordata, Mammalia, Chiroptera, Vespertilionidae. Gene Ontology annotation, molecular function: DNA binding; protein dimerization activity. The record is from RefSeq and is a predicted model, not a curated record.